UUAGCUUCAGCUGGGUGGUGACAGGGCACACUGGAAAUAUGUCUUGCUAAAGGAAACACUGGAGACCUGAGCAGAGCACAGCAGGGGAUUUGAGCAAAGAUGAAGAAGAAUCAGUCUGUGCAGGGGACGUUUAGCAAACUCUUUGGGAAGAAACAUGCCAACAACACUUCCCUCUAUGCCACAAAUCCACCCUGGAUCUUCACACAAGAGGUCACUUCUGAGGGCAAAGGUGGUCCCGGCGAUGUUGUUGAACUGUACUAUGAGGAUAAUCGCGUUAUGACAGUGACUGAUUCUGGAACAGCAACGCUUAAGCCUCGGCCAAGAGUUCGACCGUUACUGACCUUCAUGCCCCUUAACACCCAGGAGACACAUGGAGUGGCUGUACCAACCCCUUCUGUGCCGGAGGGCUUUGAAGAAACAGCAUCUCCAGGCCUUAGGCCCCAAAUCAAUGGCAACUACAGAAUGUACAAGUCGGUUGGAGACCUGCGGCCAAAAGGUUUUGAGAGAGACUAUCUGGACAAUGAUAUUCCUCCACCUCCUUCCAUGGCCCCCCCGCCUCCACCUUCCAUGACACCCCCACCCCCACCAAUGGAAAUACCACUGCCUCCACUGUGCACAGGACCUCCUCCGCCACCACCUCCAACGGCGGCAUCUCCGCCAUCUGUGGCUCCAGCUCUGCUUUCGUCUUCAACCUUACCUUCUCCCAGCCCGCCGUUCCCUCCGGAUUUCAUUCCUCCAGCACCUCCGCUUGCCUUUUUUGCCGCCUCCGGCCCCUCCCUGCCGCCUCCGGCCCCUCCCCUGCCGCCUCCGGCCCCUCCCCUGCUUCAUACUCCCAUCUCGAACGGUGUCUCCAAGUGGAAAUCGGAAACGGUUCUGAACACGAGGCAGACAGAUGCCAGGGAAAAUGCCAGCGCCCCCUCUCUUGCUGUCACCACUCCACCAGCCUCUCACCAGAAGGAAGAGUCGCUGACCAAGUCUGCCCCAGAACCUCACCUAACUUUCCCCAGAUCAUUAAAAGUACCUCCCGCUGCCCCGGUGAGAAUUUCAUCCAUUUCCAUGGAAGAAAAAGAUCCCUGUGAGGAAGAUGGGCUUAUUUCCAGACAUCCUCGCACCCGCCCUCCCCUUCCGCCGAGCUUCACCAUCAGACCUGCAGCCAAGGUGCACUUAGCUGGAGAAGCUGAGCAGAAAUCUACCUUGGAUAGGCAGAUAGUAACAAAGCCCGUCAGGCAAAUCACAGAACCCGCGAGCCCAAGACCAGGGUCAGACUGUGGCAAAGGGACUAAUUUUAAUAGCUAUCAGUCCUCAUUGUCAGAGGCAGCAAAGGUCCCGCUGGAGAAAGCUGAAAAGGACUUAAGUCCAAAAUCUGAGCUUCCUGCUGCAGAGGAGGAAUCGGACGUGCCCUCUCCAGACUACACAUCAUCUGAUGAUGACUGGAAGGAACCCAGUAAUCUAAACAGGCUGAGGCAAGAACUAUCAGUCCUGCUGUCCUCUUCUUCGAAAAGGGAGGAGAGACAGCUGGAUAAACCCAUAAAUGCCAGACCUACCAACAGUAUUACUGACCAUGCUAGCAAUGAUAGGUUUAGCUCUGUUGGGUCAAAUCAAGCUAAACCUACUUUGAAGGAUCCACAGUUACCAGCAGGGGGGGAAAGUGAGAGGAAAGAGAAGAUCCCUACUAAUUCACUCACUACAAAAGAGUACUCCUCCUCGGUUUUCUCUGCUCCAGGCAAUAAACCCACCAGCACGCAAGCAAACAGUGUUAUGAAAUUCAGGAACGAGCUGGAAGCAUUACUCUCCCCAACAAAGGAAGGUAAACCACCAACAGGACUUACAAAUCACAGACACAGUUCAGGCACAAACAGAGUUACCCUGAAUUCUGGAAGCAGCCAGACAAAUUCUGGUGACUCCAGGCUGCCAAAACCUGUAGCCAAUCAGCUCCCACCCACAGCAGCUUCAGUGGAAGUUGAGAAGAUGCAGGAGGAUCCUAAGACUCUCAUUGCCCUCACCAGUAAUAAGACUUUGGAGAACUUAAACCCUGUUUCGGGAUACCUGCUGUCUGAUCAUGUUCAGAAGUCUCCAGACCCACCUCAGAAACCAAAGGACCAACUCUUUGUUCUAGCCUCCUCUUCACUCUCCUCUAUGGAGGCUACCUCUCCCACACAAACCUCUGGGCCACACACAGACACUUUUCUUGUCCAAUACAAGAGCCAUCGGGCCAAGACCAGCUCCACAGACAGUCUGUCCUCUCUGACCCCCUCCCAAACUGUGGAGGAGGGGCCAGUCAAUACAAACAAACAUGAUGCAGAAAGAGGCACAAUCCUGUGCUCUGCUGAGAAGCCAGGGGUGCCUUCACAGCCAACCUCUUCUUCCAUGAAUGCAGACCAGGAGGAUGACAAUGCCCUGAUCCACCCUGUCACAGGAGAAAAGGUGGAGAAAGGCUCUCCAAUGGCUCUCCUCCUGGCCGCAAAACAGCGGGCCCAAAGAGUCAGGCAAUCUGCCUCCCGCCAGAACAGUUAUUUGUCCAAAAAACACCCCCUUAAGCUAUCCGAGAAAUCCAGUAGCGGCAGCAGCAGCCAGUCAGAAAGUGGUUUGACCAACUUCUACUUCAGUGAAUCCAAGCCCUACUCCUUUGUGGUGGUACCAAAGUCUCCACAGAAGGCGUCCCCUGCCCUGUUGGAAGGCAAGCAGCAUGACAGGAUGGUCACACCUGAAGGCAAGGCACUGGGCUUCUCGGAACCAGGACAGAGGGCCUACAAACCACUGUCGUUCUCCAGCACUUCUGAGCAAAGCCAGAGCAUGCAGAAAACUAGCGCUGGGGAGUCCCAGAGCCUUUCCAAGCCAGAGAGGUUUGGUGCCUCCAGUUUAGUUCAAGGCCUCUUGGAGUCCAGCCACUUGAGACUGCAAGACCUUCCCCCCAAACCUGACCUUCCCCUGUACUCUGUCUCUUCACCUCCUAGCUCCUUGACCAAGGAGGAGGAAGAGAAUGGAGAGAAGCUUGACUAUGAGAUCAUCCCACCACCACCAGAGUUCAGCAAUGACGCCAACAGGGUCGAGAAUGCUUCUUCAAACGUGGCAGAGAGCUGCAGAGACCCCAGUUUCCCAGAUUACAGCCAACCCUGGGAAAGGCAGCAGAAUAUCCGAUGCCCAAGCUACGGCUAUGCUAACAGUUACGCCCUGCCCUCCAAAAUGGCCCCAGACAGCAGCACGAGGACUAGCGGCUUCAGUCAACAUUACCCAGGUGGCAGUUACUCCACUGGCCCUCCUGUCUGCCGCCCAGACAGCCGCCCGCUGAUCAAGAAGCGCCUGUACGUGUCUGAACCCGAUAGGUCCUACACGAGAACAUCCACAUCCUCCAGGAACGUUAGCACACCCGUGACCUAUGGCCACAGCAUAGUGGGGUAUGGCUCCCAGGCUGCGGAGGGGAUGUGCCGGGUCAGCUCCACCCACAGGAGUGCUCCCAGCAGCACGCAGGGCAGGCGGAUGUCACUGGAGCCCCCUGGGAAAACCAGGUCUUAUAACAACACCAUGAACAAUGCCAAGUAUAAAGGGCAGAAUGGGGACUACUCUGCCGCCAGUGCAGCAGCAACCAGCAGGCCUACCCAGGGCAACCCACAGUACAGUUCUCCUGUGAACACGUUCACUGUCAGGCCUGGGACACGGCAGCCGAUUUCCUACAUGUACCAAGGUAGCCAUCGAUAAGUUGGUUCAGGAGGCUGCUUUGCUGCCUCCGGUUACAUAAACCCCACAAGCCUGUUCCAACGUGGCGUGACGCAGGAUGGACCUUGACGUGUCAGUAAUGAUGAAGUCUAUCCAGGAGUAGUGCUGUAGGAGCAUAAGGGUCUGCCAUGGCUCCCAGAGCAUCCUGUAAAUGCACUGCUUGUAAAUUAUUGGGAGUGAGGGUGAGACUAAAACCCUUCUCAAAAAAACAAAUAUGGAGAGUAGUUACUGGAGUUGCUGUACUGUUGUCUUAGGGGAAUGCCUUAUCUCUCCCCCACAGGACCAUUAGGUAAAUGCUUUAGUGUAUUAGGGCUUUUAAAAUGUAAAGGAAAGAACAUGCCCUGCAUGCUGUUUAAAAGCACGUGAUACAAAAUUACUCAUUAGUGAUUUUCUUUUGUUAAAUUCCGUUUUAAACCUACUUUAAAUGCAAUUUAUUUGGAAGGGGGGAAAAACUCCACUGGGAACCUGCAUGACAAGGGGAAGGUGACUGAAUCCAGAUAUGCUAAAAACGGGAUGUAGAAAUAGGGAGCUUUAACAGAACAGUGAGAGACAUGAUCAGAGCAAAGGAUGGAGGACCUGGAACUACUAGAAUCUAAUCUUAGCUAUGCCACAGAUUCCCUCACUAGCCUUGGGCACAUCAGUUAGCUGCAUGUUUUCAAAAGUGGCUUUUGAUUUUUGAGGGCCUGUCUUGACCCCCAAGGUCAUGGGAGCUGUAGGUGCUUCAUCAUUUCAGGAAAAAAAUUACCUUCGGGCUCUCUCAUUGAGCAGCCAGAAAUGGAGGUGUGGAAGUUUAAAAGCCACUUCUGAAAAUUUGGACCUUAAUGUCUUGUCUUCAUUUAGCCAAUUUGUAAGUGGUGCUAAUGCUAAUGACCACCUGCUUCAGAGGCCUGCUGAGAGGAUUAACUGGUUCAGGUUUGUAAAGUACUUUGGAGCUGGAAGACACUAAGUGAUAAUUAUCCUUAAAUUCUGUCCAUACCAAUGGACAUCACUGUGACUUACAAACUGUGUACAGUUUUACAGUUCUCUUGUCCCUCAGAAGAAUGCCCCAUAAAUGCCCCAUUCCAAACAGUUAAGCAACUUUUUUUUCCCUAUAAAUUCAUCUCUCAUAAAGGAUGUAGUUUUAGUUUUAGCCUACUUUGGGGUCAGCUAAUUUUUAAUGUAGUCCUUAAGUAGCUGACACACAGUCUUUGGUAGUGUGCCAGUAGUAAAAUAUUAGUGGUUUAUAGCAUAGUCUGUUUUUAAGCUAUUUCUGUAUUAUGGAUGCACUCUGACCAUCUCAUCAGGCAAUCAUGCUGCAUUGUGUCUGUUUUCUUCCAGUUCAAAAAUCUAUCCGAAUUACAGUCAAACAAAGGUUAUCCAAAUGAAAUGGGAGCUAUGAAAGUAACUGUAGGUAAACAGGUGACCUUGAGUCUCUCUCUCUCUCCCUAUAUAUAAUACACACACACACACC
Molecule: messenger RNA, 5164 nt
Organism: Caretta caretta (loggerhead turtle)
Lineage: Eukaryota; Metazoa; Chordata; Testudines; Cheloniidae
Gene: C21H6orf132
Product: chromosome 21 C6orf132 homolog
Source: RefSeq, a predicted model, not a curated record